Messenger RNA from Selaginella moellendorffii, 2586 nucleotides. Its product is annotated as zinc finger MYND domain-containing protein 15. Bases 236 to 2116 code for a protein of 626 amino acids. NCBI's taxonomy places the organism in Eukaryota, Viridiplantae, Streptophyta, Lycopodiopsida, Selaginellales, Selaginellaceae. The transcript has 2 exons. The record is from RefSeq and is a predicted model, not a curated record.
UAACAUGAACGAUUUUUACUUCACUAGAAAAAUCUUUUCCAUUUUUUGGGAUCUCUGGAAUAUCCUUCCAGGUGAGUCGCGCUGGAUCCGGGCGAGGGCACAGCCCACAUUUGAUCCUCCGGCGAGCAUUUCCACGGAUCGGCCCAAAUUUCGCGAAAUCAGGUGCGUUCUCUGCGCGAUCUAGGCGCGAUCUGGGAUUUCGCGGCUCCUGGAGGGAGCUCGGCGAGAUCUGGCCAUGGACGCGCACCUCCGGGAGCUCUUCGACGCCUUCCAGCAGCAUUUCGGCGUCGGGCCAGGGCUGGGCCGCGGCUAUGGCGGCAGCCUGGUCAGGAUCGAGGGGCUGGGCACCGCAUUCCUCAAAUCGGUGUUCCGGGCAGCGGCAGCGCUGCACAGGUGUAAUCCCUGGAAGAAGCUCAGGGCGCAAGAGAUCUUUGGCCUGCGCAUCGGCAAGGACACCGACUGGCCGGAUUCUCGCCCGCCCUUCUACUGCGUCCAGUUCACGAGCUUCGGUGAUCCAAGCCUCAAUCUCUACCGCAGUGAGGAGGAUGCGGUGGCGGCCAUAGCGGGAAUUCGAGGCUUCCCGGAUCCAAAGUCCAUUCCAAAGAGGGGAUUCCUGCGAGUGACAUUUGGACCCGAGGCCGAGAUCUCUCUGCCCAACAGGAAGAUCAUCAAGCAGCUGGGUCUAGAAAUCGCUGGCGAGAAAGCGUUUCCACUCAUCGACGUGGUUUCUUCUCGAGCUGGAGGUGGUGCUCGAGAAGAAAGCCUUGGCUUUCGGAAUCCAUCGCUGGAGGAGCUAAGGUGGCUGUACGCUUGCAUGAGAGCUCUAGCGCAGAUGGUCCCGGCGAUCCAGGUGGUGGAGAAGCCACAGCGGAGUAUCGAAAGCGUGAUGCAGUUCAUCGAUAUCCAGUGGCCAGCCGAGGAUCGAAAGGAGUGGGAUAUCACUUGCGUGAGAGUUUCGUUUCCGCCAAAGGAAGAACAGCAGCAGCAAAACGAUCAACAAGGUGGCAGCCUUCCAAAGCUGGCGGAAGUGAGCGACUUCUCGCCCGAGAUGAUGGACGUGCUGCUGGCAUUGCCUCGCCAGUGCAUCGUUUGCGAGAAGGAGGUCUCGGCCGAGAAGGCUCCUCGGUGCAGCCGCUGUAAGGCCGUGGUCUACUGCAGCCAUGGCUGCCAGAAGCGGCACUGGAAGGAAUCACACAAGGGGAACUGCGAGGUUUACAAGGCCAUGAUGGAUCUCGAGGAGGAGCUCGAGUUCAAAGGCUUUGCAUUCCCGUGCUUCAUCGAUCACUCCUGCCGCUGGCUCGAGCUUCUGGGGCUUCACGGCAAGGGGAUGUGGAGGAGGAUGUGUGGGUGCUUCAAGAACUGCCCGUUUGGUUUGCUUCCACCGGAGGGUGGCGAGACUGGAGCUUGGGGACUCGAGGAUUCGCAACACCCGGUUGACGAGCCUGUCAAGCAUUACGGCUCGGCUGGAAUGGUGGUGCUAUCAAACUGGGCCGACUACUACGACUUGCGAGGCCUUCCUGCCGAGAGUCCGGUGGCAGCACUGCUCUCGCAUCCACUCACGGUCUACCACAUUGUCACAGCUUUGAGUCCCUUCACGAAGAACCUCCUCGCCAAGAACAAGGAGGUUGUUCUUCACUACAUCGGUCCGGAGCCCGAGCUCGACUGGAUGCCGGCUUUUACAGAGAUCUCCCAUCUUUUGAGUGGAGCCGGCAGCCUUCACAUUAUCAUGGUCGGGCCGGAAGUUCCAGGCUCGCUUUCCGGGAUGACCGAGGUGCUGGAAGAAAGCGUCAAAGUAACGUACGUGCAAGGCUUCUACCAGGAGCACGCUGAUUCCUUGCCGCCGCCACACCUGGUGGUGGGAUUAAACUCGUCUCUCGAGAGCGAUGGUAACUGGACUGGAGCUCUAGAGGUCAUCAAGGCGCUGGGAGUUCCAGGAUUCUUCACGGACUAUGCAGAGACGUGCUGCCUCAACGCAAAGCAGGUUCUACGAGCAGCUGGUCUUCACAUCAGUUACCCGCUCACUCCGAAUCCGUUUCGUUCUCCCGUGAGGCACCAAAUGCCGUCCAUCAACGUCCCUUGGUACAGCAAUGGAUUCAUUCUCGGCAUCAACGUUUAGUAUCACCACCUCUCUGGGAAAAGGCCUCAUUGAAUCGUGUUGAAUGAAGGAGUGAGAGUUCUAAAUAGUCCAUCUGGAUUGUCUGCGUGAACCUGUCAGAGUAUGUAACAGAGCGAGUGAAAGGUUUGGAGAUUGUGAAAGUUUUCAGACUUACCCAGUGACCCGAGUCUUCAAGAACGUGAAGAUCGACACCAGCGCCUUCGUUUGAAGCGGAAGCCUCGGCGUCGUCGAUUCUUUGGAUGUCUUCGUGAGCCCAGCGAUGCAAGCUGCGCUCGGCUCGCAAGAAAUUGAGAUGGACUCCCUCUGGUACGUUGUCUACCAGGUUCCUGUGACAUACGUUUGUGAACAGAUUUGCUGCUUUUUUGCAGUGAAAGCGUACCACAAGUUUGUAUCCUCGUAUGAUCUGUACAUGUCGGAAAUGCCAUUUAAAUCGAAUGUCCAGAAUAAAUCCGAGCUAUCUCGAGCUGGUU